UGGCCCGGUUCAUUCAAGCUCUCCUGGUACGCGUUAUGAUAUCUACCAUCGUCAUACAUUCGCAAACGAAGUUCUCAACCGCAUCUGACGGGAGGAAUAUCAUCCUGAAUGAAUUAAUUCAUCAUUUUCUUCUGCUGUGUGGGUAUGACUAUAUCUGCGAUAUCUCGAAAUUUCAGCCUUUCAAUGUACCGGCACCAAAUGAAUCAUAUAACAUCACCGGCAUAUGUCCAAACUGCUACUGUGAUAACGAGUGCAUGGCACGUGGUGACUGUUGCCCGGAUGUAUACUUUGCUCUACCCCCAAUGGCUUGUGUUAAUACCACACUCCUAAUAACAACUGGUCCGACAUUCAACCUUGAACCAAAGCCUCCAUCUUAUGAAGUUGUGAACUCGUGCCCAUCCGAAACCGGAAACAAAGACAGAAAUCUAUGUGAGAAAACAUACACAAUAAAGGAACUUCUUACUCGUCCACCAGUUGCUUCAACAACAUUCCCAGUCAGUUAUAGAAACAAGCAUUGCGCCAAAUGCAACGGUGAAAAUGCCACCACAAACUGGAUUCUCGAUAUCGAUUGUCUUGUGUUUGCUGACUUCAAUUUUUUGUCGACAUAUGAGGAAAUAAUUGAUCUAGCUCGAAAACGACAAUGUCGAAUGAGAUAUUCCCCCAUGCAUAGUCCGGUCCAGCCAUGUAACCUUACCAUAAACGACAAUGAUUUGAUCAUUCGUUCUUGUAACGUUACCGGAUCUUGGAAAAUGUUCGACCACACGAUAGAAUUGGCAUGCGAGUCCACUUAUCACUUACAGUUCCGUGAAUACAAAAACGUGUUUUGUUACAUGUGCAAUCCACAUAGUCAUAUGCCUGAUGACGUCAUCGACCAAUGCAAUACGACCGGCAUGUGGUAUCCCUAUGAUGCAGGUUUAAAACGCGCUUGUGUGUACCAUUCGACUUCACAAAAUACUCGUCCAUUCAAAAACAUAUUCUGUUAUCUUUGUAAUCGGAUAGCCAAUGACAAUGUGACGUUUUAUGACGUCACCACCAACAUAUCAGACAUCAUAGUAAAGUCUGACAGACAUAAUAUAUACGAUUACGUGAUACGAACGGGACAACUUCGACCAGAACACAUUCGUUAUACCUUCAUAGAGCUCCAAAACAAUGCGGUUCAAAAUAAUUCCGACUGGAAUUUUUAUCCUCAUGGUUACAGCGAAACUGAUCUAGUCAUAAAGAAGAAAGACGUCCAGCUGAACGUGACCAACCUGGUAUACAAACAGUUUGCAGUUCGUCCGUUCGAUCAGUUUUGUGAUAAGACUAUAAUCCCUCUUCAGUAUGUUUUGGUAUAUUUUCGUACAUGUACGUGCCGACCGACCUGCCUGUUUAAGUUUGAUGGGUCCUGCUGUCUUGACUUCGCCUUGACAUACCCGGUGUCUUGCAUGGAUAAUUAUGCUUCACAGAAUAUACAUGCAGCAAAUUCUAAGAAACAGUUUCUAGUAACGGAUGGGUGCUGGCAAAACAGAGGACAUCCUACCAUCAGAAAUCGUUGUGUAUCUGAUAAUCAGACCGACCUGAUAUCAUUUCUUCCUUUGAUUAAAAGUUUCGACAAUACAUAUUACAAAAACUUUGAUUGCUAUCUCUGUAAUGCAAAUGUCGACGAAAUAUAUCCAACAGAUAGAAUUGAAAACAUAGUAACGAGUGAUUUCUAUCUUUUAUCUGACAUUCAUAUUGUAUGUGAUUCUGUUUUAGAUUAUAUUCACCUUGUUUCGUUCAUGGAUGUGAUCAAUCUGUCAAAAAACAUUAAUUGUUCCGUCAGAUUUGAUUUGCACAAUCCAUAUAAUCAAGAUGUGACAUGCACUACUAGUUCAAAAUCAGAUGUUAUCGAUAAAUGCAACGUCACAGGAAACUGGCCAGUAAACGACCCGGAUGUUAUUUGGGCAUGUGAAGAAGCUACCUCCAAUAGCUUACCUGAAUAUGAAAAUUUUAAAAACUUUUAUUGCUACCUGUGCAAUCCGGAAAACUCCGUCACAGAUGUCAUUUCAUCCUGCAACGAGACUGGCCAAUGGCAGAAAUACAAUAUUAAUCAUGAGAAAGCUUGUCAUCUUUUCCCUCGUAUAUACAGCUACCCACAUUACAAAAACUUAUUUUGUGAACUUUGUAAUUCGGCUACGAUCCCUAAUAUAACAGGAAACGUUAGAGGUAGCGUAUCUGAUGCGGGCAAUAUGGGACCCACACUUCCGUUACCUCCUUUUGAUGUAACCUUCCGGUCUAUAUUUUCGGUGGCGGAAUAUGAUGAUACGGUGCCGGAAGUGGACGGAGAAAGGUGUCGCAAAGACCAAAUUUACGACUAUCGGCAGGACUACUGCCGAAACAUUUCUUGUUUUCCUGGAAAAGUUCUAAACAGUACCAGCUGUAUUCCGUUACUGUCUAUAACAAAUAAUUUGCGGUACACAGUCUCCAUUGAGUUCACUGGUCAUCUCCAACGAAACCAAACAAACGCUCUAGAAUUACUUAAGUUCGUGGAAAGUGGAAUCAAACAUCAUAUUUCAAAAGUAUUUGGUACAGAGGAAUUCGAAUUAGAUAAUUUCCAUCUUUUGUCUAACUUCCCGUGUGAAUCGACAGCAGCUUAUAUCAACAUAGAAACCAUCCAGCUGUUUCUUUACAUGACAGUUCAUAUAGAGGGAUAUGUUCCACGUUUUCGGACGGAAAAUUCUUUGUUAGAUAACACUUCUGAUAUGUGGAAUAUAUCUGUAGAUAGUGGGAGAUUUAUCAGUCUUGCUUCCAAAACGAGCUUGAGAGCUGUGAUGACACCAUCCAUAAUAGAGAAAGCAUCCUUCAAAGAAACGUGUUACAUUCAAAGGUUUUCCAAUCACCGCUUUGUCCCUCUGCAGACGUUUAGGUCAGUCUACGUUACAAAAGUUCUUUUAUGUCAACAAAUCGAACUCGAAAGUGACGAAUAUGACGUCAACACGGUCAAUAUGGAAAUAACAAUUCACAGCCUCGGAAAGACUCUCCCGUUUGACAAAUUCCAAAGAUCUUCUCACGGUAGAGUUCGCGUCUGUGUGGAAGACGUUGACGCCAUCUCAGAUCCAGUGGUGGAAUAUGUAGACCCGACACUUCCGAUACUAACUCUUGUCUGUAAUAUGGCUUCGUUGAUUUGUCUGUUUCUAACGUUUGUUGUCUAUCUGGUCAAUCCGACCCUUCAGUCAAUACCAGGCAUUAAUAACAUGUGUCUGGUGUUUUCUUUGUUCUUCACUCAACUCUCCUUCCAGUUUGGGUUAAUGGCUCCGGUAGAUUCUGUUUUAUGUGAAGUUAUUGGCAUGGUCAUGCAUGUCUUAUGGUUGUCAGUGUUUGGUUGUAUGAAUAUUUGCUCGUUUCAUAUGUUCAGGGUUUUUAGUGGAAUAGGUAGCUAUCAUAUAGUUCAUAACAAACUUAAAACGCUGAAGAGUUACAUGUCGUAUUCGUUUGGACUUCCGGUCAUAAUCGUUGGUCUAAAUACAACAUUCACUCUCGGAUUUAACAAAGGGCAGAUAACUGGGUAUGGAGUCGGCAAAUGUUUCAUAUCAAAUAAAAUAUCUUUCUAUUUAACGUUUCUGUCACCGAUAGUUAUAGUGUGUUUAUCGAACAUAAUUUUCUUUUCAAUCACAGCCUAUAAAAUACGUAAUGCUCCACGUAUCGAGAGCAAUCAUGAAAAUCAUCGUCAUUUUGGGAUAUAUAUUAAGCUGUUUUUCAUAACAGGUGUCACAUGGUUAGCAACGGUGAUUGAAGCCUUUUUUCCUGAGUCGAUAGUUUCGUAUUUCACUACAAUACUUAACGGGUGUCAAGGUGUUUUUAUUUUCAUUGGCUUUAUAGUCAACAGAAGAGUGUUCUUGUUGUUGAAAGAAAAAAUCAACAUCAGAGAUAAUCCCUUCAGUAGAACCAACUCUCCUCAAGUGACCCGGACAAGUACCUUCAACAUGAAUUCCUCUUCCAAGGACAACGAAUAAUUCUUGAUGGUAACAUUUCGGAAUUUCAUAUGGAAUUUAUUUAACGAGAUUAAUCAAUUUCAUGCGGUACUUAUAUAUAUGGGAAUAUACUUUUUACUAUACGGGGAAAAUAUUACGUUGAUUGUACAAAAGACACAAGAUAACUUUCUGUGAGUUAAAUAUAGUUGAGCCGAAAUGAAUUAGACUGCAUCAUAUAUAAUUCUCCUCCUUCUUAGACUCGUCAGUGAUGCUAAGGGCCUGAAAUGUAUAUUAGACAGACGAAUAUAGACUCGGGCAUGCUGUGUUUCUCAAUAGGGAGGCAAUCACAAAACGUCAUAGAGUUAUUGUGACGGGAUUGACAGGGUUAGCACGGACCUUGAGAAAGCCUUGAAUUUCACAUUGGGCCUUGAAAAGCCUUGGAUUUCAUUCUGGACCUUUAAAAGCAGAGUUUAUUUACUAAGGAAUAUCUUUUUGGGUGUCAUUGGAUAAGUUAAUUUUCAGAUAAAAAAUUAACCCGGAAAUUCCAAAAAUAUAUUAUCUUUUUGUGAAAUAAUCAUAUGAUGGUACAAAAUUGGAGUGAGUAUAAAGGGAUAGACGUAUUGUUAGUAUCAUUGUGACGUCACUUGGUAUACUGAACCUCUUAUGUAUUAAUGAAUAUGUGAAAAUAUAGAUUGUGAAUGGUUCCUUUUAAGCCUAACACUCCCAAGGAAAUAAAAAUGUAUAUUUUCA
Molecule: messenger RNA, 4679 nt
Organism: Pecten maximus
Lineage: Eukaryota; Metazoa; Mollusca; Bivalvia; Pectinida; Pectinidae
Exons: 2
Coding region: 36-3971 (1311 amino acids)
Biological process (GO): G protein-coupled receptor signaling pathway; cell surface receptor signaling pathway
Cellular component (GO): membrane
Molecular function (GO): G protein-coupled receptor activity
Source: RefSeq, a predicted model, not a curated record